Molecule: messenger RNA, 7654 nt
Organism: Anopheles moucheti
Lineage: Eukaryota; Metazoa; Arthropoda; Insecta; Diptera; Culicidae
Gene: Tor
Product: serine/threonine-protein kinase Tor
Exons: 4
Coding region: 1-7578 (2525 amino acids)
Biological process (GO): protein phosphorylation; negative regulation of macroautophagy; TOR signaling
Cellular component (GO): TORC2 complex; nucleus; TORC1 complex
Molecular function (GO): protein binding; protein-containing complex binding; protein serine/threonine kinase activity
Source: RefSeq, a predicted model, not a curated record
AUGUCGAUGGUAAAAGUGCUACUGUUUGUAAACGGGCUUAAAUCCCGAAACAAGGAUGUACAAAACAAAGCAAUCAAGGAUCUGUCGCUGUACGUCAAGACGGAGCUUCGCGAAACUCCGGACGAUAUGUUUUUCGAGGAUUUCAACCAUCAUAUCUUCGAGAUGCUCACAAGCCCUGACAACAACGAAAAGAAGGGAGGAAUAUUGGCCAUCGAUUGUCUCAUCAACGGUGACGUCGUGAAUACAACAAACAAAAUUUCCCGAUACUCGAACAAUCUGCGCAAUUUACUAGCCGUCAGCGACGUUUGCGUGAUGGAGCUGGCUGCGACGGUCCUGGUAAAGUUGGCCCUGCUGCCCGGCUCGAACGGUGCCAGCUCUUUCGAAUUCGAUAUUAAACGUGCCUUCGAAUGGCUAUCGGAAGACCGGGUGGAAAACAAGCGGCAGGCUGCGGUCCUCGUAUUGCGCGAGCUCGCCGUUGCCAUGCCGACCUUUUUUUACCAACAAGUGGGAAGUUUCUUCGAUCACAUAUUCGUCGCAAUAAAGGAUCCCAAGGCGGCCAUCCGGGAAGGGGCGGGCCAGGCGCUCAGGGCCGUGCUCAUCCUGACGUCGCAGCGUGAGGGAACGAAGCAAAACAACAACACCCAGUGGCAUAUGAAUUGUUACGAUCAGGCAUUCGAAUGUUUACGGGAUACGGUAGGACGAGAAAAGAAUUUGAAUCGAGAUGAUCGUGUGCACGGUGCGCUGAUCGUGUUCAAGGAAAUACUGCGCUGUUCGCACGCGGUCUGGGAGAAAAAGUACAUGCAGCUGGAUAAUUUAAAUGUUGACCAGAAACGCUCGAUACGUGAACAGAGAGAUGAGGAGGGCCGUCGGUUUAUGCCACGUAUUCGUGUGCCUUUUAUGGAGAAACUCGGUAACCAUACGGGGCACGGUUCCGCCAGCUACAGCUCGCGCUACUAUGAUGUGGUGACGGAUCUGAAGUUUUUCCGCCAGAACAACAGUGUGCAGGAGUCUGCACUUUACAGAGCGUUGGUGCGGGAAAAGUACGACACUAUCUGCCAAGCGGUGCUGGAUCAGCGCAGCUCAAAAUCACCCUACGUUAUUCAGACACUGUUAGCAAUUUUCCCGCGCUUGGCAGCGUUCAAUCGGGAAGAGUUUGUGCGGCUACAUCUGCGCACGGUGGCAAACUACUUGCUCACCUUGCUACGGAGCAAGGAAAAGGAACGCAAUGCCGCGUUUAUAUCGCUCGGAUACAUUGCUGUGGCAGUUGAAAAGGAAAUCGAACCCUACACGAAACGCAUCAUGGAGUUAAUUGGUAGCGCGCUGCCACCGAAGGACACGCCAAGCAAGCGGAAAACCCCGGUCGACCCGUCAGUGUUUAUGUGCGUUAUGCUGCUAGGCCACGCGCUUAAAGGUGGUAUAACCCAUGAAAUAAAGGAGAUUGUAGCGCCCAUGCUGUCGACAGGCUUAAGUCCUGCGUUAAUCAUUUGCCUGCGGGAACUGUGCGAAACGGUACCGCUAGCACAGCCCGAAAUUACCGCCGGUCUGCUGAAGAUACUGUCCUAUGUGCUAAUGAACCGCCCGUUGCCACAAUUUAUCGUCCCUAAGUCCCACUCGGUAGUGUCGCCCGCCUUUUUAAGUACGCUGGAACAACAACCGCAGCCACAACCAGUGCAGCAGCAGGUGCACGACACGGCGACGAUUGUGUUGGCAUUGCAAACGCUAGGCACAUUCAGCUUCGAAGGUUGCAGCUUGCUUCAGUUUGUACAGCGCUGUGCUGAUCACUUUCUGAACAGCGAGCAGCAAGAGAUCCGCAUCGAGGCCGUGCAGACGUGUACACUGUUGUUAAAAUUGGCGCUUCAGGCAGCGGACAGCAAUGGGAACGAUGUGUCGGAAACGCUAACGCAAACGCUCAGCUCGGUGCUGGAGAAAAUUCUAGUCGUCGGCAUCACGGACGUGGAUCCGGCCGUGCGGUUAAGGGUGUUGAAAUCACUGGACGAAAGCUUCGAUACACAGCUGGCCCAACCGUGGUUUCUUAGCUCGCUGUUAGUGACCAUUCAUGAUGAGGUGUUUGAAAUACGGGAGCUUGCGAUCAUCAUUAUUGGCCGGCUGUCUACGAUAAAUCCAGCGUACGUAAUGCCCAGUCUGCGUAAAACGAUGGUUCAACUGCUGACGGAAUUGGAACACUCGGGCGUUAGCCGUAAUAAGGAGCAGAGUGCGAGAAUGUUGGACCAUCUGAUCGUCAGUACACCACGAUUGGUGGCGUCGUACAUGCGCCCGAUCCUAACGAUCCUCGUGCCGAAGCUAAAGGAACCGGAUCAGAACCCGAGCGUAGUGUUGAACGUGCUGCGCGCAAUUGGAGAUUUGGCCGAAGUAAUAGGCGGUCAACAUGUGCUACAGAAAUGGUCAGACGAGCUGCUACAGCUUUUGCUCGACAUGCUGAGUGAUGCGGGUUCUACGGAAAAGCGUGCUGUUGCACUGUGGACAUUUGGGCAGCUUGUCAGUGCCACAGGGCAAGUAGUGGUACCAUACAACAAGUACCCAAAUCUGAUCGACAUACUGAUAAACUUUCUGAAAACUGAACAGCAGUUGUAUGUGCGGCGGGAAACGAUUCGAGUGCUUGGACUGCUUGGCGCACUCGAUCCUUACAAGCAUAAGAUGAACCGUGGCUUGAUCGAUAGCCAGACGAGUGCAAACAUUCUAAUUUCGGUCGACACGAAGAGCGAUGAACCGACCGAUCUUUCCACGUCGGAAAUGCUCAUUAACAUGAGCACACAGCUGGACGAGUACUAUCCGGCGGUGGUAAUAUCGACAUUGAUGAAAAUUUUGCGCGAUCCAACUCUAUCAAACCAUCAUCUUAGCGUUGUGCAGGCAAUCACAUUUACAUUCACCAGUCUCGGGAUAAAGGGAGUGCCGUACCUUUCGCAGGUGCUGCCCUGUCUGCUUCGGAACAUCGUAACAGCCGAGAUGAGCCUUAAAGAGUACCUGUUUCAACAACUGUCCACGCUGAUAUCGAUCGUGAAGCAACACAUCAUCGGCUUCAUGGACGAUAUCUUCGAGCUGAUCAAGACGUUCUGGACCGCCGGCGGUGGCGUUGGUCAGGGUGUUGGUGCGUCAUCGUCAACGACAUCGGCAGCAUCGCUGCAACCGACCAUUAUCAAUCUGGUGGAAAAGAUAGCCAUUGCGCUGGGCUGUGAGUUUAAAGUGUAUCUACCUCAGCUGAUGCCGCAAAUAUUGCGCGUCCUGUUACACGACACCUCGAAGGACCGUGCCGUCACCGUGAAGCUGCUCGGUGCCAUGCGCAACUUUGGCAACAAUCUGGACGACUACCUGCACCUGAUCAUACCGGCGAUUGUGAAGCUGUUCGAACCGCUCGACAUUCCGCUGAACGUCUCGAUUACGGCGCUGCAAACGAUCAACUAUCUCGCCGAAGUUCUCGAUUUUACCGACUUUUCUUCCCGCGUCGUACAUCCGCUGGUGCGCGUAAUCGACAAUUAUCCCGAGCUAAGGCCCGUUGCGCUGACGACACUCUGCUCGAUCAUGAUACAGUUGGGGCGUAAAUAUUUGGUGUUUGUGCCGCUGGUAAAUCGAGUCAUGAUUAAGCACAAGGUACCGUCGGUGGAAUACACGAAGCUGCUGACCAAGCUGCAGAACAACAGCACGCUUGCGAUGGACGAUGAGUUCCGCAUACGGCAGGCAAGGAACCGGAAUCGGGAAAUUUCGCUCCCGAGCGAUAGCACGAUCAAGAAGUUCCCCGUAUCGAUGUCCGACCUGGAGGCAAUGUUCAAGGCGAAUCGGCGCGUCUCCAAGGACGAUUGGUUGGAGUGGUUACGGCGGCUAAGCAUCAUACUGCUGAAGGAGUCGAAAAACCCGGCCCUCCGAUCGUGCGCAACGCUGGCCCAAAAUUAUCCCCAGCUGUUGAAAGACCUGUUCAAUGCGGCAUUCGUGUCGUGCUGGUCGGAUCUAUCGGACAAGUUGAAGCAAGAUCUCGCGCACAGCCUGACGCAAGCGCUUACCGUACAGGACCUGCCGGAAAUUACCCAAACGGUACUGAAUUUGGCCGAAUUUAUGGAACACUGUGAAAGCUAUCCGCUCAAGAUCGAUUCGAAGAUUUUGGGCGAACGCGCGAUGGAAUGUCGGGCGUACGCGAAAGCCCUCCAUUACAAGGAGGAGGAAUUCCAUCAGACGCAGGAUCACCACCAGUCACUGUUUGAGUCGCUCAUCCUCAUAAACAAUAAGCUGCAGCAGAAGGAAGCGGCCGAAGGGUUAUUAGAGUACGCCGGACGGCACCGCUCCAGCGCUGAGGAAAUGAAGGUACAAGUGCGUUGGUACGAAAAGUUGCACAGCUGGGAACAGGCACGAACGCUUUAUUCGGAAAAGCUAAAAACUAACCCGAACGACCUGGAAUCACGACUGGGUGAGAUGCGUUGCCUGGAAGCGUUGGGUGAAUGGUCCGCACUGAACACCGUGACGACGGAUAACUGGGAUACCCUGGGGUCGGAGGGGCAGAGCAAAGCGGGUCGAUUAGCAGCUGCUGCCGCCUGGGGUUUGCAGGACUGGGAAGGGAUGAAUCGGUUCGUAUGCUGCAUUCCUGAGGACACGCAGGAUGGCGCCUUUUACAGGGCCGUACUGGCCGUACACAAUGAGCAGUACGAGUCGGCGCAAAGUUUGAUCGAUUUGACGCGCGAUCUGCUCGACACGGAGCUGACCGCUAUGGCGGGUGAGUCGUACGAGCGGGCGUACGGUCCGAUGGUGUGCGUGCAGAUGCUAGCCGAGCUGGAGGAAGUGAUCCAGUACAAACUGAUCCCGGAGCGGCGUGAAACGAUCAAGUCCAUGUGGUGGGACCGGCUGCUGGGUGGACAGCGCCUCGUCGAGGACUGGCAGCGUGUGAUUCAGGUGCACUCGUUGGUGUUGUCGCCGAAGGAAGACAUCCGUACGUGGCUGAAGUUUGCGUCGUUGUGCCGGAAGAAUGGUUCGUUGAAGCUGUCGGAAAAAACGCUUGUUAUGCUGCUUGAGUACGAUCCGAUGCAGAACCUGGGUGAAGCGCUUCCGAUCGAAAAACCGCACGUAACGUUCGCAUACACGAAGCAUCUACAUAUGGCCGGGUACGUGAAGGAAGCUUACGACCAUCUGAACCGCUUUGUGGCGUCUUUCAGCCCGCAGGCAUUCACCGCCAGUAGCGGAGCGGGUGGGCAGGAUGAUUUGAAGGAUGAGAACCGGCGGCUGUUGGCCCGUUGUUUCCUGAAGCUGGGCAUGUGGCAGAGCAGUUCCACCAGCGGCAAUCUGCUGAAGGAGCACCUGGUGAAUGGGAUUCUCGUGUGCUACAGCAGAGCUACGAAGCACGAUCCGAACUGGUACAAGGCGUGGCAUAAUUGGGCGUACAUGAACUUUGAGGUUGUGCAGGCGAAGAAGCAGCAGGAAGAGUACACCAAAAAUCCGGGCAGUGCUGCCGAGCGGACGCUGAUUAAGCAUUACGCCGUACCGGCCGUACGUGGCUUCUUCCAAUCGAUCAAUCUCUCCCAGGGCAAUUCCCUGCAGGACACCUUGCGGUUGCUCACGCUCUGGUUUGAUCACGCCCAGUACGAGGAAGUUUACGAAGCGCUGGUCGAGGGUAUGCGGGUGAUCGAUAAAAACACGUGGCUCCAGGUGAUACCGCAGCUGAUCGCACGAAUCGACACACCGCGCAACUUGGUCGGACAGCUGAUUAACUAUCUGCUGACGGAGAUUGGCAAAACGCACCCGCAGGCACUGGUGUAUCCGCUUACGGUGGCAUCCAAGUCAGCACCGGGCACACGCAAACAGGCCGCCCACAAAAUAUUGAACAACAUGUGCGAACAUUCGAAUACGCUCGUCAACCAGGUACUGCUGAUCAGCGAGGAGCUUAUACGGGUGGCCAUCCUGUGGCACGAACAGUGGCACGAAGGGCUGGAGGAAGCGUCCCGACUGUACUUUGGAGAGCAAAAUAUUGAAGGCAUGUUUGCGACGCUGGAACCUUUGCACGCUAUGCUUCAGCGCGGGCCGCAAACAUUGAAGGAGUCGUCGUUCAACCAGGCCUAUGGACGUGAUUUGUCCGAAGCACAGGACUGGUGUAGAAAUUAUAAGAGUACGAAAAACGUGCGCGAUUUAAACCAAGCAUGGGAUCUGUACUACCACGUGUUUAGGCGCAUUUCGCGCCAGCUGGUACAACUUACCUCGCUGGAGCUGCAGUACGUUAGCCCGAAACUGCUCGCCUGUCGCAACCUGGAACUGGCCGUCCCGGGUAGCUACACGCCCGGUCAACCAUUGAUUUGUAUCGCCAGUAUCGAAACGAACCUCACGAUUAUCAGCUCGAAGCAACGGCCACGGAAGCUCUGCAUCCGGGGUUCAAAUGGUAAAAACUACAUGUUUCUGCUGAAAGGCCACGAAGAUUUGCGCCAAGACGAGCGUGUGAUGCAACUGUUCGGGCUGGUAAACACGCUGCUGCUGAAUGAUCGCGACACGUUCAGGCGCAACCUAACGAUUCAGCGGUAUGCGGUGAUACCGCUCAGCACUAACUCGGGUCUGAUCGGUUGGGUACCGCACUGUGACACGCUGCACAAGCUGAUCCGGGACUAUCGCGAUUCGAAGAAAAUGAUGUUAAACAUCGAGCAUCGGAUCAUGUUGCGCAUGGCGCCGGAUUAUGAUCACCUGACGGUGAUGCAGAAGGUCGAGGUGUUUGAACAUGCGCUGGAACAGACGAAGGGUGACGAUUUGGCCAAGCUGCUGUGGUUGAAAAGCCCGUCCUCGGAGCAGUGGUUUGAUCGGCGCACCAACUACAUCCGGUCGUUGGCGGUCAUGUCGAUGGUCGGGUACAUUCUGGGGCUCGGCGAUCGCCAUCCUUCGAACUUGAUGUUGGAUCGGUUGAGUGGAAAAAUUCUUCAUAUCGAUUUCGGUGAUUGUUUCGAGGUCGCGAUGACACGAGAGAAGUUCCCGGAGAAGAUUCCCUUCCGGCUGACGCGUAUGCUAAUCAACGCGAUGGAAGUGACCGGUAUCGAAGGAACGUACCGGCGCACCUGUGAAAGCGUUAUGCACGUGUUGCGACGCAACAAAGAUAGUUUGAUGGCGGUGCUGGAAGCGUUCGUGUACGAUCCACUCCUAAAUUGGCGUCUGCUGGAUUCGGAUCGGUUACGUCGAUCGAAGAAUGCGGGAGAAAUGGACAGUGGAUCGGAUAGCAUUCAGGAGGAUUCACUGCUGAGCUACAGCGCCAGAAGAGACGCACGUUUAAAUGAGCUAAAUGCGGGAAAUGGUGGUGCAUCUGCCACUGUAAAUGUUCCUUCCGGCAGUGGAACAGGCGCUAUCCCCGUUCCAAGCGCUUCCGGUGCAGCGGCUCCAGCUGGAGGUGAUGCACCGGAUGGGAAUUUCCCUGCCGUGCAGAAUCCGGUCGAUGUAACGAAUAAGAAAGCCCGUGCGAUUGUGGACCGCGUGAAGGACAAACUGACAGGUAAGGAUUUCGGUAAAGCAGAACCAGUAGCCGUCAAUCGGCAGAUAGAUUUACUAAUUCAACAAGCGACGAGUAACGAAAAUCUUUGCCAGUGCUACAUUGGAUGGUGUCCAUUUUGGUAAAGGUAUCCUCGCGGGAUCCUGAGAAAAGCAAGCGUUAUUCAAUCGUUUCCACAUGAAUAUGAUUUUUAAAAUAUUA